This is a messenger RNA of Chilo suppressalis (striped riceborer), 912 nucleotides long. The record is from the annotation of a GenBank genome assembly. NCBI's taxonomy places the organism in Eukaryota, Metazoa, Arthropoda, Insecta, Lepidoptera, Crambidae.
AUGUCAGCCCCGACAACAGACAGCACAGAAGCAAUCACGAAUUCCGGAUAUGGAAGUAGUGAUGAGACUGCCAGCCUUCUUGUAUCGGGACCCUCCGUAACCGUCAUAGUACCAAGUGAAAAUAGAACUGUAAAACCCGUAUUACAAAGGCAAGAUUGCACAACCCAUUUGAGGCCACAAUUAUCAGGUGGCCCUGGAAGUGAAGAGAGUGCAGCAUCUGUCAGAAUGGAAGAAGGGGCUGCGAGAAGUGUUCCCGAUAUAGAACUACAAUGUCGCGACCAACAAGUUGACCGGCCGCAAACAUUAGUCUCUCCAAUCGCAACUUGCUCACACAGAGGCUCAGUAACCACCUGCCAGUUAGUUCCCCAAGCGUACGCCAGAUGUCGCGUCUGUGAACGAAGGCAGUCAACAGCACCAAUGUCGGCGUUGCAACUAGCGCGCUCUGUGUCCAGAGAAAGUGUACGAUCUGCUUUACACUAUCCUUGUGGUUGUAGUUCACUACACGCUGUCAGUACCUGUCCUGUCAUUCAACCUCCAGCCUUAUUGUUACCGGCGACAAGUACUAGAAUCAUCCGACAGAGUUCACAGCCAGAGUCUAGCGCAUGCGCGGCGCACUGCCCUCACCACGCCCAUCACCACCCUAGCGCCUCACUGCGGCAACUGAGAGAACCAGGGGAUGGAAUCGCGGGAAUCGCAGCCGACUCGCUACGUAUCAACGGGGGAAUGCGACCAUUUAAACAGGGGCUGCUCCUCUGUCCGCAAACCCUGUCGCAGACUCGCCGGGCCCGACUGAGGCGCGCGUUCACUGAAGCCACGGGGGAUACGGUUACCUACGUUAAGACGGUGGGAUUCAAAUUAUUGGAAUUAUGCACCGCCAAAAUUCUGCUAUCGAUUGUGCAAUCUAAAUCAUAA